UUUAUGUCUUCUCCUUGGAAAGCUAAACAACAAAAUUUUACAAAAUUGUAAUAAACAAUAAAUCGAAAAAGAUGUUAUGCCGAUUGUGCAUUAGUGAUUGUGAUCACAAUUCUUUAGAAUUAUUUGAUUCUGGUGGAAAAAAUACAACAAUUUACAAUGUUGUUGCGAAGUAUUUUGAAAACGAGAUAAAAAAUAUGGACGAAGUAAAAGCAGAAUUAGAUGCUGAACAGCACCAGGGAACGACACAGCAUACGUCACAGGUGAUUUGCGCGAACUGCUGGCGGCACAUAGACGAUUUUCAUCAAUGGCAAAAGGAAUUAGUAAUCUUAAAAGAUGAACGCCUGAAAUUACUGCAGCAACCAUAUCAAAGGGAACUAGUUGAGAGUGUUAAAUUGGAAAUGGAAAUAGAUGUAAACAACUUAAAUAUAUAUGAAGAAUCAUUUGCUGAUGACACAUGUGAUAACGACGACUAUUUCAAUGAAGACACUGAAGAUCCUGUAGCUAUAUGUGAAGCCAAACUCUCAACGGCGCCAAAGAAAUUGCCUCCCAAUAAAGGUAUAGAAAAUGUUGCAAAUGACGAUGAUGACAGUCUCUAUGACGAUAUGCCAUUGUUAAAAAGAAGGAAUUUGAGGCAAACCAAAACAUCGGCACCAACUAAGAAAAAGGCCGGAAGGCGGAAAAAAUUGAAAAAAGUUGUCAAGAAAACUUCCGAUGUAGAUACUGAUUUGGAUUAUAAUGAGAAUGAAGAUAAGGAUGAAGCUAAUAGUGUUGAAAAAGUUAAAGAGAAAAGCUCUAAAACCAAGGAGUUUGAUGCCUUUAUUGCUCAGCAUUUCAAGGAUAAGUUACCAUGUGAAUUGUGCGGUCAUCUAUCUGCUGAUUUUACAGAACUACGCACACAUUUCCGCGAAGUGCAUAACAGUAAUAAAGGCUAUGUAUUGUGCUGCAAGCACAAAUACAGCCAACGGUUUCACUUCGUUGAACAUUUGCAAGUGCACUUGAAUCCACAAAAGUUUCAGUGCGCCGAAUGUGGCAAAUGCAGUGCUAAUGGCAGAAGUUUAGUGGCGCAUAUGAAUUCUAUGCACAAGCCUGAGUCAUUAGAACGGCGUUUCGAAUGUGAAGUUUGCCAUAAAAAAUUCGCAAAAUUACCUAUACUGAAAACUCACAUGGAGACACAUGCGGAGGGCAAUCCCGAUCACAUUUGCAAGGAAUGUGGAAAGGGCUUUAUUUUAGAGAGCCGUCUUAACAUUCACAUACGCAAUGUGCAUAGUACAGCUUAUCACAGUGUUUGCGACCAGUGUGGUAAAUCUUUCCGUGGACGCUAUGCACUGAAAUAUCAUCUGCUAGAGCAUGACGGUGCGGGAAAACAACUUUGGCCUUGCGAUCAAUGUGAUGCCAAAUUACAUUCCAAAUUUAGUUUGAAACGACAUAAACGCAUAACCCAUCAUGACGGUUCCACCGUGUACGUGUGCGGCGAAUGUGGAAAAGUAGCUUUAACCGAGGAUGCACUAAAGUCACAUAAACGCUACGUACAUCAACGGGAGCGUAUACACAAAUGUACGGUGUGCGAUAAAGCGUUUAAGGCCUCAAAAGUGUUAAAAGAACAUAUGACAACGCAUACAGGCGAGGACUUGUAUCAAUGUCCACAUUGUCCACGCACAUUCAAAGUGAAUGCUAAUAUGCAUCACCAUCGGAAGAGGAAGCAUCCGAAGGAAUGGGCGGAAAAUCGCAGACACCGACCAAUGUCAUUCAAACAUAUGGACCUUAACGCCAUUUCGAAUGAAGUGGUGCUGUAAACUGAAAAAAAAUACAAAUUUUGCAUUUUCAUAAAAAAAAAAUAUUUUUCUUAUCAUAAUUUUAUCAAGAUUUCUUAUUUAAUUAUGUAGGUCCGAAAACUUCAAAUUGCUGUCAAAUUUUCUAAUAUAAUUUAUGUAUACUAUUAUGAUUUCAAAUAAAAAUAAACCAAAGUAUUU
Messenger RNA from Bactrocera tryoni, 1970 nucleotides. Its product is annotated as zinc finger protein 708-like. NCBI's taxonomy places the organism in Eukaryota, Metazoa, Arthropoda, Insecta, Diptera, Tephritidae. The coding region runs from base 72 to 1793 and encodes 573 amino acids. Gene Ontology annotation, molecular function: DNA-binding transcription factor activity, RNA polymerase II-specific; RNA polymerase II transcription regulatory region sequence-specific DNA binding; zinc ion binding. Gene Ontology annotation, biological process: regulation of transcription by RNA polymerase II. Gene Ontology annotation, cellular component: nucleus. The transcript is spliced from 4 exons. The record is from RefSeq and is a predicted model, not a curated record.